AUGGGUCGUGCUGGCACCGGCAGCUCCUGCAUCGUCAUGAUCAGCUUGCUAGCUGUGGUUGUGGGGGUGGCCGGGGCCGGUCGGCAACCGUUCCGGCGCCACCUAGCUGCGGCCGACGCUGAUGCAUCCCCAGUUGGGAUAUGCGCGUCGGCGGUGGCAAUACACGGCUACAAGUGCCAGGAGUUUGAUGUGAAAACGGACAAUGGAUACAUAUUAAACUUGCAAAGGAUACCUCAAGGAGUGGUUCCGGAUAAUUCCACUAACAGGCCUCCAGUUGUGUUGCAACAUGGUGUUCUUGUGGAUGGAGUGACUUGGCUGCUGAAUUCUCCACAACAGUCAUUAGCGUUCAUCCUAGCAGACAGCGGGUUCGACGUGUGGAUCGUCAACGCCAGGGGAACCAGAUUCAGCAGAAAGCAUGCGUCCCUUGACCCUAACAAAUCCGAAUUCUGGAAUUGGACUUGGGAUGACUUGGUGGCUCAUGACUUGCCCGCCGUUUUUGGUUUUGUGCACCAACAAACGGGUCAAAAGAUUCAUUACGUUGGCCAUUCCAUGGGAACGUUGAUGGCUUUGGCUAUGUUUUCGGAAGGAAAGCAAAUAAACAUGGUGAAGUCGGCGGCAUUGUUGAGCCCUAUUGCUUACCUGAGUCACAUGACCACUAAACUUUGUGUUGUUGCUGCCAAAGCCUUCAUGGGUGAAAUGACCUCAUUUUUUGGAUUUGCCGAAUUCAAUCCGAAAGGACAGGCAGUGGAAAGUCUCUUGAAGUAUUUUUGUGCUCAACCCGGGGUGGAUUGCUACGACAUGCUCACCGCACUAACAGGCACAAAUUGUUGUCUCAAUGCCUCAACUAUCCAGUAUUUCCUGAAAAACGAGCCCCAAUCUACUUCAACUCUAAACCUAGUUCACUUUGCUCAAACCGUACGCGAUGGAAUUGUGAGGAAAUACGAUUACGGGAAGACCAAAGAGAACCAAGGACACUAUGGACAACCCAAGCCACCUGUUUACAAUUUGUCCAACAUUCCUCACGACCUUCCGCUAUUCCUCAGCUACGGAGGCCAAGAUGCAUUAUCGGACGUCAAAGAUGUUCAGACACUUCUGGAUGCCCUCCGAUCCCAUGAUGUCGGAAAAUUGCACGUCCAGUACGUCGAGGACUAUGGUCAUCUCGACUUCAUCAUGGGUGUUACAGCCAAGGAUGUUGUUUACAAUCAAGUCGCUUCCUUCUUCAAAAAUUACAACUGAUUAUUGAAAAUGUAAACAUAGAGAAUACAUACAAAAUUACCACAAAGCAAGAGAUCGGGUCUCUCUGCAAUAGUUCUUUUUCCUUGAUUCAUUUCCUAUCUUUUUCAUCACCAUUUUUCUUUUCUUGCAAGGGAACUGUAAGUGCACCAAAUGUGGGAG
Molecule: messenger RNA, 1395 nt
Organism: Oldenlandia corymbosa var. corymbosa
Lineage: Eukaryota; Viridiplantae; Streptophyta; Magnoliopsida; Gentianales; Rubiaceae
Source: the annotation of a GenBank genome assembly